AGGAUCCCAUGAUUUCACUGGGAGUUGGUCAGCUUCUGGUUUGCAGAAGGUUUUCCUGUUGGUUCCAAUUAUAAUUGUUUAAAAAAAGGUUAAUAGGUUACAGCUAUCUAAAUAGGCGGCUAGUAAUCUGAGCGAAAAUGACAGAUACGGGGAACAGACUGCGUAAACAAUUGGAAUCGACGAAUUUCGAUCCCAAACAGUAUGUAAAACAGCUCUCUCAGCAGUCAGACGGAGACCGAGACUUGCAAGAGCACCGUCAAAAAAUUCAGACUCUGGCCGACGAAACGGCGCAAAAUCUGAAGAAAAAUGUCUACAAAAAUUACAGGCAGUUUAUUGAAACUGCUAAGGAGAUUUCCUAUUUAGAAAGCGAAAUGUACCAACUGAGUCAUAUUCUGACUGAGCAGAAGAGCAUUAUGGAGACUAUCACCCAGGCCCUGUUGUCCACAGACAAAGAUGAAGCAGCGAAGGAAAUGCAAGCAGCUUUCCCUAAGGAGACAGAAGAAGUUAAGCAGAGGACCCUGACCACGCUGCUAGAAAAAGUAGAGGGGUGCAAAAACAUAAUGGAAACCCCUGGGAGGUAUUUGGUUUAUAAUGGAGAUCUGUUUGAGUACGAUGUGGAUAAUAUGUCUCAAAUCCAAAAGGUACAUGCAUUUUUGAUGAAUGAUUGCCUUCUCAUUGCCACCUGGCUUCCCAACAGGCGCGGGGCAGUGCGAUACAAGUACAAUGCGCUUUAUGAUUUGGACAGUUUCGCUAUUGUCAAUGUGAAAGAUAACGCACCCAUGAAGGACAUGUUUAAAAUCCUGAUGUUCCCAGACAGCCGCAUUUUUCAGGCCGAGAACAGUAAGAUUAAAAAGGAGUGGCUGGAGAUCUUGGAUGAAACUAAGAAAAACAAAGUGGUAAAAGAAAGGCACAAGAAAGAGGAGGAGCCGCCACAUUCACCUGUGCGCCAAGAUAUGUCCAACAACCCAUUUGACGAGGAUGAGGAAGUUGUCUGUGAAGAGAUUGUGGAUCUGAGCAUGGAGUGGAUACAGGAGCUUCCUGAGGAUUUAGACGUGUGUAUUGCUCAGCGGGAUUUUGAAGGCGCAGUGGAUUUGCUGGAUAAGUUGAACGAGUUCCUGAAGGAUCAACCCUUGACUCAACCUGUUAAGGGGCUCAAGGUGAAAGUGGAGGAAAGGGUUCGGCAACUCACAGAAGUCCUUGUUUUUGAGCUGUCUCCCGAUAGAUCCUUGCGAGGUGGCCCCAAAGCCACCAGGAGGGCCGUAUCCCAGUUGAUCCGACUGGGACAGUCCACCAAAGCUUGCGAGCUCUUCCUGAAAAACCGUGCAGCUGCCGUACAGACAGCCAUUCGCCAGUUGCGAAUAGAAGGUGCCACUUUGCUGUACAUUCACAAGCUCUGCAACAUCUUCUUCACCAGCCUCCUGGAGACAGCCAAGGAGUUUGAGAUGGAUUUCGCCGGAAACACUGGCUGCUACUCUGCAUUUGUGGUGUGGUCCCGCUCAGCCAUGAAGAUGUUUGUGGACGCCUUCAGCAAGCAGGUUUUUGACAGCAAGGAGAGCUUAUCCACAGCUGCAGAGUGUGUGAAAGUUGCCAAAGAGCACUGCAAGCAGCUAAGCGAAAUCGGGCUGGACCUGACAUUUACCCUUCAGUCCCUUUUGGUUAAGGACAUCAAAGCUGCACUUCAGAGCUAUAAAGAGAUUAUAAUUGAGGCCACCAAACACCGCAAUUCUGAAGAAAUGUGGAGAAAAAUGAACUUGAUGACUCCAGAGGCCCUGGGGAAACUGAAAGAAGAAAUGCGAAAUUGCGGGAUUAGCAGUUUUGACCAGUACACUGGGGAGGACUGUUGGGUAAACCUCAGCUACACUAUUGUUGCUUUUACAAAACAAAUGAUGGCCUUCUUAGAGGAAGGGCUAAAACUGUAUUUUCCAGAGCUGCACAUGGUCCUCCUAGAAAGCCUGAGGGAAAUCAUUCUGGUUGCUGUUCAACACGUUGACUACAGCUUGCGAUGCGAGCAGGAUUCUGAAAAGAAAGCCUUCAUUUGCCACAAUGCUUCGUUCCUCUAUGAAACUUGCCUCCCAGUCAUGGAGAAGAGGUUUGAAGAAGGAGUUGGGAAGCCUGCAAAGCAGCUGCAGGACUUGAGAAAUGGAUCCCGUCUGAUUCGUGUGAAUCCAGAGAGUACCAUGUCAGUUGUGUAAACAUAGGUUGUUUUACCAAACAAACAUGUUCAAAACUGUAUACUGUGCAAUUGCUAUGUCCUAAAUAGUAAAUAGUAAACAUAGUGCUAUUUAGAUUUAACUUUUUUGCCUAAAGCGGUAUUUUAUUAAUUUCUUUGCCCUACAGUUGUCGGUAAUACCAAAUAUUGAAUACCAGCUUCAAAGGGUUUGAUAUUAUUUGAAGCAUGAAUUUGGUCAAUUUCCAGAGUGAAAGCAAAACGAGUGAUGUUUCAAAAUCCAUAUUUUGAGUUGUUUCUCUGUAGUUUUGUAACAUUGCCAGUAGACCAAAUACUUACUUCACAAAAAGCUUGCUAUUAGUAAUCGUAUUUGCAAAGACUGUUAAGAUACAUACUGUUAUUUAAAUAUUUGGCAACAUGGUUUGAAUAUAUUAGCAGUUAAACUAUUCAGUUAGGAUUUACCUUUUUCUCCAUGCAGUGGGCAUAGAAAUACCAGAGCUGCUGCACAAAUAGAGCAGCAGAGAUACUGCAUUACCAUGAGAGUUGCUUUAAGUAAUAAAUAAGGGUGGAGGUUCACAAUGUACUUUACAUGUCUAUCCACCUUCCACAAUUCAAUACAUUGUCUGAUAGUAAAUGCAGGGUUCUUAUCAGUGUAUUCUUCUAGCAUCCAGCCUGAGGGUUGUUGAAUUCUAAGUAUUUUACUAUUACAUUAAUUGCGACGAGGCCUCAUUAGAACUGUUUUUCCAUUCUCUACUGUGUGCACAUGUUGUUAAAAUACAAACUUCUGAACCCUGACCCAGGUACUUUUAUGCCAUUUGUAUAAAUCUGUAUGUCUCGCAGCUAUUUCAAAACGAGGUGGUUUUUGAAAUAAAUAUUCUUCUGCUAGGACAGCUCAGGCUGUAGUAAAUCACCUUUACAACUCUGUUUAAAUAUGUUUUGCAGCCUGUGCAAAGAAAAACACUUAAAAUGUAAUAUUCACUUCCUAAAUUUCUUUCAAAAUGUAUAGCUGUAAACAGGAUCUUUGUGUUAAAAAAUAAUUAAAUUGUUCAACUAGUUUGUGUAGCAUGCAGAUGUACAAGGCAUUGUUUUCGAAUUCUGCUCUUGGAUUACUGAGGAAUCUGAUCGCAGCAGACCUAAGCCUAUUACGAACUGCAAGGUCAUCACAUUUCAUUGUCAACAGGGUCAUAAAGUGAAGGUUGCAUGGAUAAUGUUGAUGACUCAUUUGGAAGUGGAGAAGCCAUUUUAAGUGUUAAGUCAGCAAAGUAACUACAAUAAAAUUGUGAGAGAGCUGCUUAUCUACAAAUUCGUAUUGUUUUUCUUUUUUUUUGUCUAGACAACAGCACUGUACCAAGGGGAAAGGGAUGUGUCAUGCUACAAAUUAAAAAAAUGCAAUCAUUCUAAGAAAAUGUAAUAAAAACAGCUGAUCUUUAUUAA
Messenger RNA from Polyodon spathula (Mississippi paddlefish), 3601 nucleotides. It is a transcript of the gene exoc8, whose product is annotated as exocyst complex component 8. NCBI's taxonomy places the organism in Eukaryota, Metazoa, Chordata, Actinopteri, Acipenseriformes, Polyodontidae. Gene Ontology annotation, biological process: exocytosis; Golgi to plasma membrane transport; intracellular protein localization. Gene Ontology annotation, cellular component: exocyst. Bases 138 to 2192 code for a protein of 684 amino acids. The transcript has a single exon. The record is from RefSeq and is a predicted model, not a curated record.